Paramecium octaurelia is the source of this 1323-nucleotide messenger RNA. NCBI's taxonomy places the organism in Eukaryota, Ciliophora, Oligohymenophorea, Peniculida, Parameciidae. The record is from the annotation of a GenBank genome assembly.
AUGCAAACUUCUAUUGAUUUGCCUUCUCCAUUGGGGAUUGUUCAAACCUCUUCGAUAACAAGUACUGGGAAAAUAUUAGGUCCAGAUUACGAAAACAAUUUAAAGAGAGCAGCAAAAAGAAGUGAAGAAGAUAAACUAUUUAGGAAGUAAAAUUAAAUGAAUGAUGCUGAUGAAUUUGAAGCUAUGGAGGUUUAAAAUGGUGAUCAAACAUCCCUAAUAUAUUAUUACAAAGCUUUGAAAUUGGAUGAAGAAAUAUAACAAAACCAAAAUGAGAUCAUCAACAUUGUGCAGAAUAGGCCAAGGUUAGGAAUGAUAGAGGGGAAUUUAAUGAAGAAAAGUCCCCAUUGGUUUUAGGGCUAUUCAUAGAGAAACUGUAUAUUAAGAAAUAGAGUAUUUAGAUAUUAUAAUGUUGAAAAUAAGAAACUCUAAGGAGUUUUAAAUUUUGAUGUUUAGUCAUUUCAAUUAUAAGAAAUAUAAGAUAAAAAUGGAAAUACUUUGGAAUUUAUGUACAAAUAUCUCUAAUAUUCUAGUUUAAAACCAGUGGGUUAAACUUAAAAGGUAUUCCAGUUCAAGGGGGGAACUAUAGAACAAACGAAAACGUGGGUUUAAUUAAUAAAAUAACAUCUAUAAGAUUCUGUAGGUGCAUUGAAGGUUUUGAAGUCACUUAGUCAAUAUGAACGUUUUUGGAGAGUAAUGAUUAUUUUGAUAUUAGUUUGAACGCAUAUCAUCAUUAUAGAUAAUGGAAGAUGCUGAUGAUGGAGACAUUUUGUUGUUUUAAGGGAAAGACAUCAAUUGCCACAUUCAAAGAUCGUUGACACAGUCUAAUUUUGAUCAUAUUGGAAUUUUGAUACGUUUGAAUGAAAACUAAUUGUAUUUGUUUGAAGCAUUGCCCUUACAUGGAGUAGGACUAUGUCGUUGGAGUAAGUUUGUUAUGUGUAAAUGGAAUUAUCUUUACCAUAAGUAAAUUGCAUCAUAUACAUAUAUAGAAUUAUAUAUAGAAAAUUAUAGGUCAAUAGAGACGAGAACUUUAGAUCCAGAAUACAUGAAUUUGUCACUGAGAACAUUGGUAAAUAAUAUUCGUUUAAUCCAACCAAACUAUUCAAAUUUAAGUCUACAAUGCUUUAAGAUCAAUAACAAUAAUAAACUAGAACAUUUUUCUCCUCUGAACUUGUCGCUGCUUGCUAUAAGUUUGUAAAUCUUUUGUCAAAAGAGGUGUCAUCCACAUAAUAUUGGCCAGGUUCCUUUUCAUAAGAAAAUCAGAAGUUAUCACUUCAGUAGGGCAGUUUAAGCGAAGAAUAUAUAAUAGAUUUUGAGGGUGAAUGA